Messenger RNA from Magallana angulata, 1698 nucleotides. RefSeq lists its product as uncharacterized. The record is from RefSeq and is a predicted model, not a curated record. The coding region runs from base 45 to 1451 and encodes 468 amino acids. The transcript has 13 exons. NCBI's taxonomy places the organism in Eukaryota, Metazoa, Mollusca, Bivalvia, Ostreida, Ostreidae.
UGAGUUCCGAAUAAGGCGAAACUGAAAGUAGAGAAGGCUUCCAAAUGGCAGGCUGCUGCAAUGUUGAGGAUGUGGUUGAAUUUAUUUGUUCUAAAUUAGAAGGCAAACCAAUAUGUGAGGACGUACGAAAUCAUUUAUUAUCAAUCUCACCAACAGAUUUUAAAGAGAAUCAAACAGCUACUGAGGGCUGGUUACGAUGGGCGAGACAUGAGAACCAUCUUAAAGUGAUCAGUGCAGGUGUACCAACAGGUGUUCUUCCUAAUGGACUGGAAGGGGAAAUAAUAGAUGUCAAAGUGUUUACAAAGCGUGGGCCAGAUGAUGCCAUUUACGACAAAAACAAGGAAAUCAGGAAAAGGGUAGCUCGGGGAAACAGUUUUUUGCACAUAGACAAGGGUUCAGAGGCGGGUACACGAUGUGUGCUUCAAGCGAUGAAAAAGUUUACAGGAGGGCUAGGAGAUGAUGAUGACAGAGAGAUGGGAGAUAACUUGGUGUGGAAGAAAUAUUUCACUAAGCCUAUAGAGGAAGCUGACAAAGUGAUAGCAACAAAGAAGGCCAAUGGAGAGGCUGCUCAUCUCAGCUGUUGUUUGAUUGAUGGGGAGUAUGUUUGGUGUGGUGGAUCCAAAAAUGUGCAUUUGAUGUUCAGAAAGAAAGAUGACAUCAAGAAAUAUGCUGAGUCAAGGUUCCGCAUUGCAAGAGAAGUAUGUGAGACAGUGAUUGAUUCAUUAGACAAAAUGGGCGAUGAAGCCGAACUUAGAUUGAUGAAGUUCAUGGCUUGGAGUGGAUACACAGCUGUGUUUGAGAUUUUAUCUCCAGUCCAUCAGCAUGUAGUUGAUCUCUCUUAUCUUUCUAGUCCAGAGCUGAAAUUCAUCACAUGGACCAAAUUUGAUUUGGACCCUAAAGAUGACGACUGUUUAGGGGCCAUUCCUCCACAUAUUGGUAUUGAGAUUGCUAAUGCUCUAGGGUUGUCUGGUGUGUCCUAUGACAUCAUCACAACUUCUGAUUUAGAUCAGAGAAUGGCUAAAAUAAGACAAGAUUAUAAUUCUGAGGGAGAGGUCCUUUAUUUCAUGGACAAACAGGGAGAAGUUAUUGGACUUUUAAAGAAGAAAACUGUUUGGUAUAUAAUGUGUCGAGCAAUUCGUGAAAAAUUGCGAGCUGGAUGUACAUCCAAGGAAAAGACCAGUGAAGCCUUCUCUCUUCCCAAAGUUCAUCAGAAGAUGGAGACAAGAAUGAAUGAAAUUCAGAAAUGGCUGUCACUAGAUGACACAACUUUACAAGACUGGAAGAACCUUGCAAACAAAUUCCUGAGCUGGACGUUGCACAAGUUUGAAACAGACUUUACAUGGGAUAAUAUCAUCGACAAAUACCCAGUCACAUGGAAACAGUUUUUGGAAGAAAACAAAGAGACAGACCACAUAGUCGUAAAAUGUUACGAAGGAUCUCUCAAGAAAUAACACAAGCUUUUGACCUUUUAGUAAAAAAAUCAAUUAUCACUGAAGAAUAUGCAACCCGGCCACAUUGUCACAUUUUCAGCCUCGAUACUCUACAAAAUGGGGCCAAAAUGCUUUGCACUUUUUGGUCAGCAGUCAUUUGUUUGUCAGUAGACCAAGUGAUCUGAUCUUAGAAACAUUAUCAGUGGCGUCGGAAGCAAAUUGAAAGUGGGGGGCUAGACUAAUCCUCAGAAAUGUUGACAAGCAAAAA